Messenger RNA from Saccharomyces paradoxus, 603 nucleotides. RefSeq names its product DNA polymerase epsilon noncatalytic subunit (gene DPB3). Bases 1 to 603 code for a protein of 200 amino acids. Gene Ontology annotation, cellular component: nucleus; CHRAC. The record is from RefSeq and is a predicted model, not a curated record. The transcript has a single exon. Gene Ontology annotation, molecular function: protein heterodimerization activity. Lineage: Eukaryota; Fungi; Ascomycota; Saccharomycetes; Saccharomycetales; Saccharomycetaceae.
AUGUCCGAUUUAGUUAAAGAAAAAGCACCUGCCUUUCCUAUAUCUAAAGUAAAGAAGAUUGCCAAAUGCGAUCCCGAAUACGUUAUUACAUCUAACGCAGCCGUAUCAGCUACUGCGUUUGCUGCCGAGUUAUUUGUACAGAACCUGGUUGAAGAAUCGCUGGUCUUAGCACAACUGAACUCAAAAGGAAAGACAAGCCUACGACUAAGCCUAAAUUCCAUAGAAGAAUGUGUCGAAAAAAAAGAAAAUUUCAGGUUUCUUGAGGACGUUAUUAAACAACUAAAGAAGAAUAGCGCACUGGACAAGAAAAGAGAACUAAAAAGGCAACCGGGUCGGGACGACCAGGAGGCUGCUGAAGAGGAGCCAGAGCUGCAUGAAGAUGGGGGUAUAGAAGAUGAAGAAGAAAGCGAAGAAUCUGAACAAGAAGAGCCCGUAAACGAGGAAGAACUUCUAGACGAUAGUAAAGACUACCAAAAUGAUAAAUCCAAGCCCAGUGUGACAAGCUUAUUGUCAAGAUUUCAGUAUAAAUCCACGCUAGACGUAGGAGAGCACUCCGACUCAUCUGAUUUCGAAACGGAUCAUGCGAAGAGCACAGAUGCUUAG